This is a messenger RNA of Sorex araneus (European shrew), 1930 nucleotides long. RefSeq names its product HGH1 homolog (gene HGH1). NCBI's taxonomy places the organism in Eukaryota, Metazoa, Chordata, Mammalia, Eulipotyphla, Soricidae. Bases 39 to 1250 code for a protein of 403 amino acids. The transcript has 6 exons. The record is from RefSeq and is a predicted model, not a curated record.
GGCGUGGCCCGGCCCGGGCGGCGGCGGUAGCUGCGACCAUGCAGCGGCAGGCGGCGGGCGGCGGCACGGGCAGCUCGCCGGUACCCAGGGCCGGGCCGGCGGCCGAGGUGACGGAGCUACUGCCCUUCCUGGCGCCCGGAGCGCGGGCAGACCUGCGGGCGGCGGCGGCGCAGCAUGUGCUGGCACUCACCGGCUCGGCGGCGGGCCGCGCGCUGUUGGCCUCACGGGCCGUGGGGCUGCGGGCGCUGCUCGCGCUGGCGGCCGCCCCAGCCCCGGCGCCGGCCCGCGACGCCUUGCGCGCGCUCGUCAACCUGGCGGCCGAGCCCGGCCUGCAUGAGCAGCUGCUGGCGGCCGAGCCCGGGUGGCCGGCCCUUCUGCUGAGCCGCACGCUGGACCCCCAGUGGCCCUGGGCGGAGGAGGCGGCCGCUGUUCUGGCCAACCUCAGCCGCGAGCCGGCGCCGUGUGCCGAGCUGCUGGCGGCGCUGGCGGCGGCCGGGCCCGGGGAGCCGGGUCUGGAGCUACUGGUGCGCGCGCUGUGCACCCCGGGGUAUAACGCCCACGCGCCCCUACACUACCUGGGGCCGCUGCUCUCCAACCUCAGUCAGCAGCCGGCGGCGCGCGCCUUCCUUCUCGACCCGGCCAGGUGCGUGGUCCAGCGGCUGCUGCCCCUCACCCAGUACCCCGAUUCCUCAGUGCGGAGGGGCGGGGUGGUGGGGACCCUGCGCAACUGCUGCUUUGAGCACCGGAACCAUGAGUGGUUGCUGGGGCCCGAGGUGGACAUCCUUCCAUUCCUGCUGCUGCCCUUGGCGGGGCCUGAGGACUUCUCUGAGGAGGAGAUGGAGCGGCUGCCUGUGGACCUGCAAUACCUGCCCCCGGACAAGCUGCGUGAGCCAGACGCUGACAUCCGCAAGAUGCUCAUUGAGGCGGUUAUGCUGCUGACAGCUACAGCCCUUGGUCGGCAGCAGGUGAGGGACCAGGGAGCCUAUCUGAUCCUUCGGGAGCUGCACAGCUGGGAGCCAGAGCCUGACGUGCGGUCAGCCUGUGAGAGGCUCAUCCAGGUGCUUAUUGGGGACGAGCCUGAGCGUGGCAUGGAGAACCUAUUGGAGGUGCAGGUGCCGGAGGAUGUGGAGCAGCAACUGCAGCAGCUGGACCUUCAGGAGCAAGUGCAGUGGGAGCAGGAACGUCGGGAGCAGCAGGAGCAGCAGCUGGCCCCCAGGCCACCAGCAGAGGGCAGCAGGCCCCCUACCUGAGCGGAGAGGCAGCCCCUGGACUUCCAGUGUACCCAGGGCCUGGGCGCGGGUGCCAGUGCGCAGGGGCAGGCUGGGAUGCCUUCUUCACUCUUUGGCCACCAGCAGAAGGGAAGCUGCCACAGAUGCAUGGCAAACCUGAGAGGCCAUGGGAGCUUCUCAGCCCGGGUCACUGUAGGGUCAGGGCAUAGGCAGGCAAGAUUUAUACGAGGGCCCUAGCUGUCCACCUGCCUGGCCUCACUGACCACAGCCUUUCCUGACAUGGCCAUCUCUCAGCCUCCACCUUUUUGCCUGACCUGAGUCUUGACUCCAGAGCCGCUGACCUCUAUGUAGAAGCCUUCCCAAACCCUGUAGCCUGCUGUUCCCCAAACCCCCUCCAGUCCCCUCCCAGCCCUUCUGAUCCCACAAACCUGCUCGCCUCGGCUCCUGUAUAACCUCUGGCUUUGCAGCCUGAGUUCUGCUCUCAGACCCAAAUGACACCAGGCUUGGUACAGAACCAGUGUGGCCCUGUUGUCAGAGGAGCUUGGGUCCUGGGCCUUCUCAGCAUCUACCGCCUGGCUCCCCUGGGUGCCAGCUAUCUCUUGUUCCUCAGAUAAAGCUCUGCCUGGCAGUAUCUCAUGGUGUUUUCCCUGUCGCCCUCUCUGAGGUGACCUGCAACUCCACACAAUAAAUGCUUUAUCUUG